This is a messenger RNA of Brachypodium distachyon (stiff brome), 863 nucleotides long. RefSeq lists its product as uncharacterized. The transcript is spliced from 3 exons. NCBI's taxonomy places the organism in Eukaryota, Viridiplantae, Streptophyta, Magnoliopsida, Poales, Poaceae. The record is from RefSeq and is a predicted model, not a curated record. Bases 194 to 487 code for a protein of 97 amino acids.
CAGGUUCAGAGCACCGGCCGGACACUGACACGUCCUUGCUAGUCGUACUAGAAAUAGAUACGCGCCCGUCGACCAGCAGUUCACUCCGGGCCGUGAGUUAUCAACAAUUCAACGUUGUCAUACUCUUGGGGAGCAAGAAGAAGCUCAUUCGUGGUCGUGGGGACCAAGAACAAGAAGUCGAAGGUUGGCGUGAAUGGCUACUAUAAGAAGCGCCGCAGCGACGAUCGCUCGGCCAUCGUGGGCAGCGGUUGCGGGGACAAGGAGGAUGGAGGGCAUCGGUGGUAGACGCUACUUCGGCGACAGCGUCCGCACCGGCAGGGUGCUCAGCGAGGAGGAGCGAGCCGCCGAGAACGUCUACAUACAGAAGAUGGAGAGGGAGAAGCUGGAAAAGCAGAGGAGGAUGGCGGACCAGCGAAAGGCCGACGCGGCAAAGAAGGCGGCUGCCGCCGAAGGGGACAAGAAGGGUGAGGGAGCUCAUCCAACCUGAUUAAUCAGAUCAGAUUCUCCGCUGGCUGAGACGCUGAGUUGCUGUUACAUGCAUUUGCACAAGUAUGGCUUUUACAACUGUAGUAUUUCCUCUCUUUUAGUACAAGUUCUGUCCGUGGUGUGCACCGCUACCCACGAGUACAGUACAUGUUUUGGUGCCGAAGCUUCUCGAUCUUCCAGUUGUAAAUCAUUGUAGUAGUAAAAAUAGCAGAGGGAGUGUGGUGAUCAUAGUAUAACUUGUGUUGUACUGAAAAGGCAGAAAAUCUCGUUGUUUCAAAUCUGCGUCACAGGCAUAUAUGUAUUGUGUUCCUUCUGUUCGGAAAAAAAAAUCUCUCCUGUUAAUACGUAGUAAUGGUAGUAGUAUAUUCAAUUAUUCA